This is a messenger RNA of Vitis vinifera (wine grape), 850 nucleotides long. Its product is annotated as auxin-responsive protein SAUR78. Gene Ontology annotation, biological process: response to auxin. The record is from RefSeq and is a predicted model, not a curated record. Bases 7 to 585 code for a protein of 192 amino acids. Lineage: Eukaryota; Viridiplantae; Streptophyta; Magnoliopsida; Vitales; Vitaceae. The transcript has a single exon.
CAAAAGAUGGCAGACAUGGACGUAAAUAGAGAAAAGAAACAAGGACAAUCUGAGAAUGGAGAUCAUGACCAGCAAACGCCAAACAAGGCGCAGCUGGUUUUGCCUCAAAUAUCCCAGCUGGUAUCGAACCCUUGGGCCCCUCACUGGCCCUCACUUUUAUAUACGAAACUUCUGCUUCCUCCCUUCUCCACAACCCCCCACACCUUCACCUUCAACAAAAAUAUGGCCAAAGGUGGGAAGCUAACCAUCACCAAGCUCAGGGCCGCAGUCCUCAAGAAGUGGCCCUCCAUGGGCAAGCUCGGGCGCUCCACCAGCAGCGCCAUAGCCGCCGUGGACGGUGGCGACGGGGAAGGGCUGAGGGCGGUCUACGUGGGCAAGUCGCGGCGGCGGUACCUGGUGCGGCCGGAGGUGGCGGACCACCCCGUGUUUCAGGAGCUGGCGGAGAGGUCCACCGACAGCGGAGGCGGCGACGGGGUGACGGUCUCGUGUGAGGUGGUUCUGUUCGAGCACUUGCUGUGGAUGCUGGAAAAUGGCGGCGCGGAGGUGGAGUCCAUGGACGAGCUCGUGGAGUUUUACAGCUGCUGAUCGUGAUCCCCUGUGCUCGCCCACACGGGUACAUGCGUGGGAACGCAUUUGUAACGUUGUAAAUUUUUAGAUGGUAAUAAUGAUGAGCGGCGUAGGGAGGUAGAUAGGAUCAUGGGAGUAGAAUGAGAACCUGUCUGGUUGACCGUCAUCUGUUUCGACGGUGAGGAUUAACCCUUGUAUUUUUUUUCUCCUAGAUUUUACUUCUGCUGAUGUUAAGGAUUGUCGUUGUCAUAUAUGGAAUCCAAAUUAUGCAGAAUUAUAUUUA